This is a messenger RNA of Mercenaria mercenaria, 1821 nucleotides long. RefSeq names its product coiled-coil domain-containing protein 89-like. Bases 676 to 1746 code for a protein of 356 amino acids. The transcript has 8 exons. Lineage: Eukaryota; Metazoa; Mollusca; Bivalvia; Venerida; Veneridae. The record is from RefSeq and is a predicted model, not a curated record.
AUUAUCACACAUGCCACCGUUUCCGUUGCCGAGGAAAACAAAAAAUAUGCAGUUUUUCUUUAGUUUUGGAACAAAGUGAAAGUUUGUUUGGAAACAGUUGACAGAUAUAUUAGGUGCCACAGUACUUUAUAUAAUUUUUUGGAGCUAUAUAGUGAUGUGCGCAGAAAAGAACAGUAAACAUGUUUUCCAAGAGAUUGAUUUGAAAUGAGACUACACUCGGAGGACGUUGCAGUUAGUUAAGAAUUGUGACCAUGAUAGAUUGAAUACAAGUCAGCAUUACGAAAUCAUCACUUAAAGUAAAGACUUUACAAAUGAUUAGGACGAUGAAGAAGUAAAAUUUCUAGAAGACUUACAAGGAUUGUAUAACUCUCUUUUGUGUUAAUUGGAACUGUAAUUGCUGGUUAGACUGUGUGCCAAUGCAAGAAGUUCCUGUUAUUGAUCUCUUGAGAUAUUAUAACCAGUCUGUGAGGUAUUGAAGCCAAGCCAGUGAGUGAUAUUGUAACCAGACUAUGAGGUAUUGAAGCCAAGCCAGUGCGUGAUAUUGUAACCAGUCUGUGAGGUAUUGAAGCCAAGCCAGUGAGUGAUAUUGUAACCAGUCUGUGAGGUAUUGUAGCCAGGCCAGUGAGCGAUAAUUUAACCAGUCUGUGAGAUCUUGUAGCAACCAGUCUAGAGAAGAUGGAGUAUUCAGUACAGCUAAAUGGACAGAUGGUUUGCUCUCCAGAAUCACGAGAUAAACCAGAUGAGGGAAACAAAGAAUUAACUACGUUGUCCAAACUGAAGGGUUUAUCAAAAGAUGAUAAAACAGAGAACGCCAUGUUACGAUCUCGGAUCGAUGAACAAUCACAGCUUAUUAUGAUACUAAAAAACCGAGCUGAUGAAGCCUUUACUAGAAUAUCUACACUUGAAAGAAUUAACAAAGAACUGACAGAGUUUCGAGACAAUGCUCAGGAGAACAUAAACCAUGAAAUAAGAAAGUUUAAUAUUUUAGAUAAACGUUUUAAUGACCUUGCUUCAAAUCAUGAAGAAAUGAUAAAAUAUAAAGACGAGUAUAAAAGAGUGAAUAUAGAACUAAGACAGGAAAAUGAACGGUUGAAAGACGAGAAUGCAAGGUUAUUUUCUAAAGCUUUGUUAGAGAAGGAUGAUACGAUACGGCAAUUAGAGGGAAAGUUAGUGACAGUGAGAGAUCAAUAUACAUCCCUUGAGACAAAAUACAGAUACACCAUCCAAGAGGGACGAGGUAAAGAAGAAUCUUUAAGACAAGAACUACAGCUUAUACAAGACAAGUUGAAAGCUGACAUUAAAGCAUUACAACAUAAACUGUCUGACACAGAGGAGAGACUUAAAGGUGCUAAUUACAAACUACAGAACCAGAUUGACAGUCGACAGAAUGCAGAAUCAGAGGCUUCUGGGAAAAUUCAGCAACUAACCAAAGAGAAAGAUGAACUGCUUAACCUUGCCAUGCAGAGAGGAAAAAUUGUACAGAAAGAGCAAUCGGACAACAAGGUGCUAAAAAAGAAAAUAACAGACAUGGAAAAGUCUGUAUUUGAAAUGCAAGAGAAAUUUGAACGUGAAGCUGCUGCAGUUAACGCAAAUAGAGCUGUGAAAAAACUGAAAGAUGAACUUGAUGAAGCUGAAACCAGGGCAACAGAGGUUACCAAGGAAUUUGAUGCAUAUAAGAAACAUACUACUGCUUUGUUGAAGAAGGAAAAAGAACUGAAUGAGAGAUUAAGGCAUCUUUGUGGAUAAACUGAACAACAUGAUAGUGUUUUAUUUAUGUAUAAACUGAAAAUGGUUUAUGUCUGAAUAAACUGAACAACAUGA